AUGGGGCAACUUGCCAGUGCCCAAAAUACUCGACCAGUUAGAACUCUUCCAAGCAAUACUGAGGCUAAUCCUAAGGCAUCUAUUAAUGUUGUGUCAUUGAGGAAUGAGAGACGGUUAGAAAAAGUCCCAUCAAAAAAGAGAAAGCAAGUGACCUUUUAUGAGAAAUCGGCCACCAUAGAAGAAGAAUUAGAAAAAGCAAAUGAGUUAGAGAAGCCAGCUGAAGAGGCGGUGGCUAAGCAACCCCCACCAUUAGUUGCGAGGCCACCACCUCCGUUCCCUCAGAGAUUGCAGAAAGUGAAGGAUAAUGCGGCCUAUAAAAAGUUUCUUGAUAUUUUGAAGCAGGUGCAAAUCAAUAUUCCACCGGUACACAUCCUGCAAGAAAUGCCCAAAUAUGCCAAAUACAUCAAGGACAUAGUGGAAAAUAAGAGGAGGUUGACAGAGUUCGAGACUAUGGCACUCACUGAACAAUGUAGCCCAAGAAUUCAAAGUAAGCUACCUCAGAAAUUGAAGGAUCCAGGAGUGAUUGAAGAUGUGUUAGUUCAAGUGGGUUCUUUCAUAUUCCCUAUUGAUUUCAUUAUCUUAGACUAUGAGCCUGAUCAGGAAGUCCCAUUUAUUUUAGGGCAUCCAUUCUUAGUCAUGGGCCGAGCUAUUAUUGUUGUAUGCAAAGGAAAGAUGACGAUGAGAGUGGGUGAUCGAGUGGAGGUAUUCAAUGGAUAUAAAGCACUCAAAUUUCCAGCCCACUAUGAAGAGCUAUCCAUGAUUUUUAUGGUGGAAAGUGAUGUGACAUCAUUGGUGCAUUAUAUGAGCCCCAUAGAUCCUCUUGAACAAGCCUUGAUUGGGGAUGAAGAAGACAAUGAAGAUGAAAUGAUGGAAGAAAUUGAGCAAGUACUUACCAUGUCUUGCAGUUAUGUCCAUGGGUUUGGGAGAUUUGAGGAGUUGGACAGACCUGUUACUCUGACCCCUCCUAAGCCAUCUAUCGAAGAAGCUCUAAAGCUAGAGCUUAAGCCCCUUCCAGCGCAUCUGCGCUAUACUUAUAUGGGAAGCUCUGAGACUUUGCCAGUGAUUAUCUCAUCCAGCUUGACCGAUAUAUAA
Molecule: messenger RNA, 1092 nt
Organism: Nicotiana tabacum (common tobacco)
Lineage: Eukaryota; Viridiplantae; Streptophyta; Magnoliopsida; Solanales; Solanaceae
Source: RefSeq, a predicted model, not a curated record